This is a messenger RNA of Aspergillus chevalieri, 1236 nucleotides long. RefSeq names its product FluC/FEX family fluoride channel. The coding region runs from base 1 to 1236 and encodes 411 amino acids. Gene Ontology annotation, biological process: fluoride transmembrane transport. Gene Ontology annotation, molecular function: fluoride transmembrane transporter activity. Gene Ontology annotation, cellular component: membrane. Lineage: Eukaryota; Fungi; Ascomycota; Eurotiomycetes; Eurotiales; Aspergillaceae. The transcript has a single exon. The record is from RefSeq and is a predicted model, not a curated record.
AUGACAUCCCACGACCACGACCGCGACCACGACCAUAAAGAAGAGUCCGAAAUCCCCCUCUCCGAAUCCACCGCGCCCCCUCCAAUCGAACCCGAACCUCACCAACGCACCUCCCAACCCCCCGAACCCGAACUCGAACUUCAACCCAAGACCAAAGAAACAGUCCAACCCCUCUCCAAACAUCCCUCCACCCACCUCUACACCCUCUCCUAUCUAGUCUUCUUUGCCAUCUUCGGCACCCUCGCCCGCCUUGGCCUCCAAUCCCUAACGUUCUACACGGGCGCACCAAUUGUCACGGGCGUACUAUGGGCGAACGCAAGCGGCUCGCUACUCAUGGGCUUCUUUCUAGAAGACAAGAAUCUCUUCCGCGAAGAAUGGGGCGAGAACCGAGAGACGAUAACCGAGCAUGAACGACUGAAAGCGCACAAAGCGACUAAGAAGACUAUCCCGCUUUACAUCGGCCUGACAACCGGUUUCUGUGGCUGUUUUACCUCUUUCUCCUCGUUUAUCAGGGAUGUUUUCCUCGCGCUCGCAAAUGAUCUUCCAGACCCCUCCCGUGAUUCGUUUUCGGGUCCUGUUUCGAGAAAUGGGGGGUACAGCUUCAUGGCGCUCGUCGCGAUCCUCCUCAUCACCGUAUCGCUAUCCCUCGCUGCGCUGGUCGCGGGUGCGCAUCUAGCGCUUACGUGUGACCGGCUCAUGCCUGUCCUUCCAUUCCGAUUUACACGACGGAUUCUGGACCCUGUUAUCGUGGUACUUGGCUGGGGAUGUUGGCUCGGCGCGGUCUUCAUGGCCAUCUGGCCUCCAGACCGUCACAGCCCGGGAACCGAGACCUGGCGCGGAGCUGCAAUCUUCGCGAUCGUUUUCGCGCCGCUAGGCUGUCUCCUCCGGCUCUAUCUCUCGCUAUUUCUAAACGCCAAACUUCCCAGUUUCCCGCUGGGCACGUUUGCGGCGAAUAUCCUUGGCACGGGCAUAUUGGGCAUGUGCUAUGAUCUGCAGCAUGUUGGUGGGAUUAGUGCUUCGGUGGUUGUUAGUUGUCAGGUGUUGCAAGGGGUUAUGGAUGGGUUUUGCGGGUCGUUGACGACGAUUAGUACUUGGGUUGCUGAGUUGAAUGGGCUGAGUAAACGGAGGCAUGCGUAUUUUUAUGGGACGGUUAGUGUUGGUGUUGGGCUGGGGUUGUUGAUUGUUAUCAUGGGGAGUUUGCUUUGGACGAGGGGGUUUGAUACCCCGAUGUGCUAG